Pocillopora meandrina is the source of this 3378-nucleotide messenger RNA. Lineage: Eukaryota; Metazoa; Cnidaria; Anthozoa; Scleractinia; Pocilloporidae. The record is from the annotation of a GenBank genome assembly.
AUGAAAUGGAACCGAAAACAUCUAUGUCUGCCGUUCCUGAUACUGUGUUCGUAUCUUUGUUAUUUCUGUUUCGUUGGUUUUAACUUCAACUGGAGAAAAGAUGUCAAACGCAACAACUCUGAAAUGGAAACGCAAAUUCUCAGGAUUUCGAGCAUUUUUUUUGCUAAUUACUCAGCAAAGUCUAACGUUUCUAAUUCCACUGCGUUGCUCUCUCGGAGAGAUUCAAUCGCUGUCAUUCAUUCGGAUUUGUCUUAUUCCAGUGCGGUGAAUAGCAAUACUCCCUAUCUGUUGAUUUUGCCCUUUUCAACCAAAGAGCAGGAAAUUGAUCGUGUAUUGGAGGACAAAGACAAACAUUCCGUAAGGAUGUUGAGUGAUUUUCUUCGUUCAAGAACACAAUUUCAUGGUGCAACUUGUAUGCAACAACAGGGAGGCCAUGAAAUGAAAGCUUCUGGCAAUUUCAUGUUGGAUCAAUCUUGGUGUCGUUUUGUGAAAAAAAAGUGGAGCGUUCACAUUAGGAAUACAGGCCCUGUAAAAAACUUCACGCUACAAAAGUCUCUCAGGCUUGGCUCCGACAGUGAAACUGGGACAACUGACGCGCUUGUACAAACCUGCAAUAUCGUGCAUGGUCCAUUUGUAAUAAGGGAGGAUGUGUUUCAGAAAAUUGGAGGAUUAAUCGAAGGUUUUGGGAAAUUAUCCUUAUUGGAGUUUUUUCUACGAUCAAAGGGCGAAUUGAAGAUUGCAAAGCUUGGUUCUUGCGCGUGGACACCCAAAAUCAAGCGUACGGAUCGAGGAAAUUUGAAAAGCUCAAAGGAGGUCCCUGAAUAUGCAAAUUUUGCCAAUAAACAUAUGGUACUUCGGAUCGUAACGGAGAAUAGAAUAGAAUGGACGGCUUGUGUCGCAAACUGGAAGAUGUGCCCGGAGAAACCCUAUGUAGAGCCACGAGGUCUACCCGGCGUAGCUGCACCAAUAUGUUGCAGCACUGUUUUAUGGAAAAUGCUAAGCGAUUUUGUCAGAGGGCUAAACAAACUGGGGCUAGAAUAUCGAAUUGUUGAUGGCACCUUGUUAGGGGCUGUCAGGAGUAAAGCGAUCAUACCGUGGACAUACGACAUAGAUAUUGCAUUACCGACCUCUGUGUAUAAAAAUGCUUCAACGUAUACUGCUCUUGAAAAGGUUCUCGAAAACCAGUACUAUAUAGGUUGGUCUUUCAUAAACAUGCCCAGGGGGCAUAUUCUUGUGCCCCCGUACAUCGACGUAAAUACAGCCCCUUAUUUUGACGGGCCUGAGGACUUAGAAGGCAAAACAUUAUUCAGUAGUGAUCUGGAAGAAGCAGUGAAGGGAAUGUUGCCAGUGUCUCAGGAUUGGAGAGAACGUGGCUAUGUAGAUUUUUAUGAGGCAGGUCAAGCCUUGAUGGAAGGAUCGUCCAUUGUCACCAUCAACAAUAAACAAUUCGUGACCGUGAAAGAUGUGAAUAAAAUGUUGAGUACAAAUUACGGCAAGAACUAUCGGCAACCAGCAUUAAAAGGAGAAUGGUUCGGUUUGUCAGAUAACAUCGAUUCCUGAAGGAAAUAACUUAGAUAUAGUCUAGAUUCUAGGAAUAAUGCGGCGACGAGUUUGCGUCGGAUUAGGGACCUUAAAAGGAGAAGGGACGGCAAAGCUGAGAAAAAAUCGAUUAAAAACGAAUGUAUCAUAACAGGGUAGUUGUGUCAGAAUCGGUCAUUAUGGUUCGCGAUCUCAGAACACGCAAGUUUUGGUGAUUUCGGGAGUUGCUUAAUGCUGAGGGCGGCUAAAAUAUGUAUAUUGUUUGAAAAAUCACCUGCUGAUCUGCACGGCUCUUUAUUUAGCAGACAUAACUAAUUGAUUGAACUCACCGAACAAAUUCUACAUUGCCGCUCUGAACUUUCCAAAAUCUGUCCAGCUGUUUUAGUACAAUCCAUUCGUGCCAAAAUUCAGGAUGCCAAUUCUAAACUUUUUAAACAUUUGCACCAAAUUAAGGCCCAAAAACUCGACCAACUUAUCGGCCCUCAAGUUACUAUCGACUCGUCGCCUGAAAACCACAAAACUAUAGUUACCAUUCCAGAAAAUUUACUACUUUCCGAUUCAGAAAAAUCAGUUCUCAGCAAGGGCUUAAAUUUUGUUCCCAUAUCACAAAAAUAGGUCCGCAAUGCGUACUUGUGUGGGAUUUCAUUGACAAAGUGUUUGCAAGGGGUUUUUGAGCGGAAGCAAACCUGUCGCUCACCGUGAGUCAACUGUACUACAGGGGUGACAUUAGGCCUGGAAUCAACAGCCUGAAUAGUAAUUUUUGUGCGGGAAUUAUUUGAACAAAUACAGAUUCACAGGAGAGAUCUGGGGUAUUAACUUAUACUUUUAUCAAGCAAUAUGCCUUUCCCUCCCUCCCUGGAAGCUUUUUGGCGUGUUUUUGAACGUUUGGUAAUCGUCUUCAACAAAUAAAUUACCUCUUGGUGGCUUAGGCUAUUUAUUUGUUUAUACGGCAAUACUGGAAAUACUUGGAGCAGUAAAUAUUUUCGUAACAGUCAUUGAAAAAAAAUUGAAAAAAUUUCUGCUACUACUGUUUAACUCGUGGAUACACGAUAGCGUAGAAACGAGUUCUUGUGGGUGCUCUGCGAUAUGCAAAUUAGCGUGGACUCUUCGUAAUUAGUCGUAAUUAGUCGGCUUCGAACUCGAGAUCUAUCCUUCCGAAGAAGUAAGUCCAAAGUCCUGGCGCUCUUAUGAUUGCACUGAUCGUUGCGAUAUUUAUUGUCUUUACACGCCUGUUUCGACAUUUACUAUAUUGAAAUGGACUUCAAAUGUUUCAGAUUAGUGCUAUGAUCAACUUAAAAACCAAAUUUGAAGGGUCUUCGAAUCAUCCAUGCGAUAAACAUAACGAGGACCAGCGAGAAUCACGAAGACUUUGUGAGUGACAGCAAGCUGUUGACACAGAAAUUCCCACGGAAACCUGUACCCAUGACAUAAAAAAAUGGUAAUUUGCAGCAUUAUUUCUUUCUACGCCAAUUUGGGUCUUUCCGUUGUAAUCGUUUCGUUUUGUUAUUCUUCUAUGCAAACGUAACUGUUUUGAUGGUAAGAAUGAAAGAGGAUCGCUUUUAAGAAGUCGUUGCCGAGCACGUGACUAUAAUCUGGCCGGUGUUGUUUUGAUCACUUGACGAUCUUUUUCGCUGAAAAUACAGGACGACUUCCUAUUUCAAGGAAUGCUUUUCCAAUUAAUUUCUAUCGCAUCGGUGUAAAAAAGUACAGGUAUAUGGGUGUUCUGAAAAAACAAAAGGGAAAUUCAAAACUACGAGAAAUUGCGAGUAAUCGGCCUCUUCUGCUACACGCGGGUUUUUUUGGUGUAACAUGCGUGUGUUUCCCAUAAGUUACAAGCAC